UCGGCAGCUGGCAGCUGCUAGGACCCAGGGGGCCGGUGCCAGGCCCUGCUCCUCCCUUGCCAGCUCUGUGUGUCUCUAAAGGGCAACAUCAGAGUGUCAGCCAGUACCAUCUCCAGCAGAGGCCGAGUUGUCCCGGGCAGAGGAGAGAGCUGAAGUCCCAGCCUUGCACCUCCGCAUAAGGCCGGCCAAGGCCCUGAGAGGAUGGCAGCCUGGGCGACGGAGCCAGCGCGCGGGCAGCCUCCGAGGCGAGGGGCCGCAGGAGCCAGGGACAGGUGAUGGGAAGGGGGGAGGGGAGAUGCUCCGUUUCGCUCUCUGCAGUGCCGCACAAGGUGAAGCCUGAGCGCUCGAAUGGCCAACUCCACAGGGCUGACCACCUCGGAAGUCGUGGGCUCGGUGGGCUUGGUCCUGGCGGCCGUCGUGGAGGCAGCGGCCCUGCUGGGCAACGGCGCGCUGCUGGUGGUGGUGCUGCGCACGCCGGGACUGCGGGACGCGCUGUACCUGGUGCACCUGUGCGUCGUGGACCUGCUGGCGGCCGCCUCCAUCAUGCCGCUCGGCCUGGUGGCCGCGCCCCCGCCGGGCCUGGGCCGCCUGCGCCUGGGCCCCGCACCGUGCCGCGCCUCGCGCUUCCUGUCGGCGGCGCUGCUGCCCGCCUGCACGCUCGGGGUGGCCGCGCUCGGCCUGGCGCGCUACCGCCUCAUCGUGCACCCGCUGCGGCCGGGCGCGCGGCCUCCGCCCGGCCUGGUGCUCGCGGCCGUCUGGGCCGCCGCGGGGCUGCUGGGCGCGCUCUCUCUGCUCGGGCCGCCGCCCGCGCCGCCCCCCGCCCCGGCGCGCUGCUCGGUCCUGGCCGGCGGCCUCGGGCCCUUCCGGCCGCUCUGGGCGCUGCUGGCCUUCGCGCUGCCCGCCCUCCUGCUGCUCGGCGCCUACAGCGGCAUCUUCCUCGUGGCGCGCCGCGCAGCCCUGCGGCCCCCCAGGCCCGCGCGGGGCUCCCCGCGGCCGCGCUCCGACUCUCUGGAUAGCCGCCUCUCCAUCCUGCCGCCCCUCCGGCCUCGCCUGCCUGGGGGCAAAGCAGCCCUGGCCCCAGCGCUGGCCGUGGGCCAGUUUGCAGCUUGCUGGCUACCUUACUGCUGUGCGUGCCUGGUGCCCGCUGCGCAGGCUGCAGUGGCCGAGGCGCCGGUCACCUGGGUGGCCUACUCGGCCUUCGCGGCGCACCCCUUCCUGUAUGGCCUGCUGCAGCGCCCCGUGCGCCGGGCACUGGGCCGCCUGGCCCGCCGGGCACUGCCCCAGUCCCCGAGGGCCUGCACUCCGCGGGCCUGGCAUCUGCCAGCACUUCUGCAGCACCUCCAGGGGCUUUCAGAGAGCCCUGCUCUACCGUCUUCUGAGGCACCAGAACAAGCCCCAGAUUUGCCAGGAGGGGAGAACCUGAGUAUGUCACGGGCCACCUGAGAGGACAUCGGUCUCCCAUGCUGAACUGAGACUGGAGAAAAGAUGGUGCUAUCAGAAGGAGCCCAUCAGCCUCCUGCACAGUUCCGGGCAGGUGCCCUGCCUGGAUUUCUGGCUCUGGGACGGGGAGAAAGGGGUCCUGCGGCCUAGUGAGAUCAAGAGGCUUCUGGGAGCUAGGAAUCCUGGGUUCUGGGCCCUAUUCUUCAUAGUCUUGAAUACAGACCUACUCUUCCCUAGGCCCGUUUUCCCAUCUGUAUCCUGAACCAUCUCUGAGGGCUCCUUCAGCUUAGGUGGUUUGAACACUCAUGGAUAGUCCCCAGGCCAAAAGAAAGAGAGGAGGUGUGCAGGGUCACCAAGACGAGGGCCCUAUGAGCUUACAGCCAAAGGGAUGGACCAAGCAGGGCAAGGUCUAGGUAACAGCCACAGCAGGAGGAACCAGUGGAGAGACACUCAGAAGGACUUUCCUGACAACUGCACCAAGAAGAGGCUGGACAAAGCUACUGGAACUCCUCUAUCAGCUUCUAAAAUGCCCAGAAAGCAACUUCAUCAGUGUGGUGCCAGGGGCAGGAGGCUGGACAUCAUGAACCCAAAGGGCCCUGAAGCCCCAGAACUGGCAUGUGGAAGGGGCCAAGACCCAAUGGGGACAGGCGGAUUCACAGAUAGGGUCCUCUGGGGCCUUGGCCACACUCAUUCUCUGGAGGUUUUGCCAACACCCACAAUGUUUCACAGCUUCCUGGUCUCUGAGAAUAUUUAUUCAAAAACAGGGAUUGAA
Canis lupus familiaris (dog) is the source of this 2212-nucleotide messenger RNA. RefSeq names its product G protein-coupled receptor 62 (gene GPR62). The coding region runs from base 349 to 1443 and encodes 364 amino acids. The transcript has a single exon. The record is from RefSeq and is a predicted model, not a curated record. Gene Ontology annotation, molecular function: G protein-coupled receptor activity. Gene Ontology annotation, biological process: G protein-coupled receptor signaling pathway. Gene Ontology annotation, cellular component: endosome; signaling receptor complex; plasma membrane. Lineage: Eukaryota; Metazoa; Chordata; Mammalia; Carnivora; Canidae.